Messenger RNA from Columba livia (rock pigeon), 585 nucleotides. It is a transcript of the gene NPY, whose product is annotated as neuropeptide Y. Lineage: Eukaryota; Metazoa; Chordata; Aves; Columbiformes; Columbidae. Gene Ontology annotation, cellular component: extracellular region. Gene Ontology annotation, molecular function: neuropeptide Y receptor binding; neuropeptide hormone activity. The record is from RefSeq and is marked provisional. Gene Ontology annotation, biological process: neuropeptide signaling pathway; feeding behavior.
AGAGCAGCUCCGCUGCAGCCGCCACCAUGCAGGGUACCGUGAGGCUGUGGGUGUCGGUGCUGACUUUCGCCCUGUCGCUGCUGGUCUGCCUGGGGACGCUGGCAGAGGCGUACCCCUCCAAACCGGACAGCCCCGGCGAGGACGCCCCCGCAGAGGACAUGGCCAGAUACUACUCGGCGCUGAGGCACUACAUCAACCUCAUCACCCGGCAGAGAUAUGGAAAGAGAUCAAGCCCAGAGACACUGAUCUCAGACCUCUUGUUGAGGGAAAGCACAGAAAAUAUUCCUAGAUCCAGGUUUGAAGAACCUUCGAUGUGGUGACGGGAUUUUCAGCACACCAUCAAAACUUUUCCUAGUUUUCAGUUCACACUCCACGCCUAUGAAGCAAACCAUAGCAUCAUUCCCAGUGCAUGCAGCCAUUGUACUGAAUUCUGUAGAGUUUUUCGUUCAUCAUAUUUGUAUAUAACUUUAUUUAAAUAAAUUAUUUGUGCAUUCCAAAAUAUAACAUACUAAAUGAAAACAACCGUGUCAUUGGUGUAGCAAGGAGUUGUUUUAAACUAUUAAAACUGAAUUAUAACCUCUCUCC